AUGCAGAGCCCUGAGGCAUCGGGCCCCGGUGCGCUCGCUGGCCUGCCCUCGACGCUCGUAUCCAUGAUAGCCACUCCGUCGACGUCACCGCUCGGACUCGUCUCUCCCCAGACGCAGAUAGGUUCAACGACAACCCAAACCGGAGUCUCUUCAUUCACCCAGGAGCAAAUACAGGAAAGCCUACAACAUGUCAUUUCCAGUCUCUCGUCAAGCUCGGGGUCCGGUGCCGGGCACGCCGGCACCCUUGGUGGCGAGUCUACCGGCUCAACGGGCAAAGGCAUCUUAAUUGGAAUACUUUCGGCGUUCGGAUCCGCCGCGAUUGCUUUUGUGGUGCUUGCGAUCUUCUUUUUCUUCAAGUACACUCGCCGGGGGCGAAUCAUGCUCGAUCGCAUCGGUCGCCCCGGUGAGUAUGAUGAUGAGCAAGCUUUUCUACGAGAGGAGGAGGCGGCGCUGGAGACCAUGGAUGAUUUGACGCGGUCGGAAUAUCUUCGUGCGAAAGCUUUUGUUCAUGCCAACCCUCCCGAAUCCAUGCAAACCGAUAUAUCGCUAUCCCAAUUUCUGGCCAUCCAGGAAAAGGGCGUUUCCGCGUGGGAAUUCCAGCCGGAAUUGGAAAUUGCCAACUGUUUCGUGGAAGCUCGGACGGAAAUUGAAUUCUUCGAUUCGGAGUGUAGUGUGCAGACCAAUUUGCCUCUCCCCAAACAAAACGAGGUCUAUUACUGGGAGGCCAAGAUCUACGACAAACCAGAGUCCACAAUGGUGGGCAUUGGCUUGACGACGAAACCCUACCCGCUCUUCCGGAUGCCUGGUCACCACAAGACAUCCGUUGCUUAUGAGUCGACGGGCCACCGCCGAAAUAAUCAGCCAUUCACACCCACCCCAUAUGGACCCCCACUCCUCCAAGGCGACGUGAUCGGGGUCGGUUAUCGACCUCGAUCUGGAACGAUCUUCUUCACGCGCAACGGCAAGAAGCUUGAGGAUGUGGUUCACAAUUACCGCUCCCAGAACCUAUUCCCAACCAUUGGUGCCAACGGUCCUUGUACGGUCCACGUGAAUUUUGGUCAGAUGGGAUUCGUGUUCAUUGAAGCCAAUGUGAAGAAAUGGGGUCUCGCCCCCAUGACGGGCAGCCUCGCCCCGCCCCCACCAUACGGUAGUGAGCAAGGCAGCAUCCUGCUCGAAUCCGGCCGUGAGAGUGCCGCUUCGAUCUCUCAACGCGUAUACCAGUCUUACCAUGGCCGGAGCUCCAGCACUGUGAUCCCUCAAGCUGUGAGCCCAGGGCCGGUGCGAUCGCCGACCGAAAUCUCGUUGGCCCAACUAGCUCAUAUCCCGUCCCGUGAUGACGCCGGUGAAGGAUCGAGCCGCGUGGGCAACGAGGGUGAAGAGCUCCAGCAGACUGGCGCAGACGAAGCAUCAGGCACUCUUGAUGAUCAUGAAGCUCCACCACCCGAGUACUCCAGCCCCACGGGCAGUCGAAGGGGCAGCGAUGCGUCCUUGCAGCUGCCUCCCAGGCGCUCAAGCGACCCGCACCGCUCAUCCGCCCCUCAGAGCACCGAACAGCUUAAUUCGGAGCUGCCCAGCUACGAAGCGGCAGUGGAUCGUCACUUCGUUGAACGCCCCUAA
Messenger RNA from Penicillium oxalicum, 1617 nucleotides. RefSeq names its product SSH4 family protein. Gene Ontology annotation, molecular function: protein binding. The record is from RefSeq and is a predicted model, not a curated record. The coding region runs from base 1 to 1617 and encodes 538 amino acids. The transcript has 3 exons. Lineage: Eukaryota; Fungi; Ascomycota; Eurotiomycetes; Eurotiales; Aspergillaceae.